GAGGUACUCAAGAUGUAGUCAGUCCACAGUACCGACAAGAGAUCGCAAGCACUUGGAUCGAGCAACAUGUUUAAGCUGAUCGUUCUUCUCGCCACUGUCGCUUACGCAUCGGCCGACGGUCUAUACUCCGGAUAUGGAGGACUUUAUGGCUAUGGCGGUUAUGGCUAUGGUGGCUAUGGCUUGGGUCAUGGAGUGGCGGCGAUCGCACCAUACGUGCACGCUCCAGUUGCGACCAGCUACGCCAAUACGUACAAGGUCGCGGUAGCUCCACCUAUCACUAAGUACGUUGCACCUGCCAUCACAAAAGUGGCAUACGCCGCACCUUUCACAAAGGUAGGCUAUGCUCCAACUUAUUCUGCGCCAGCGAUAAGCUACGGCCAUUAUGGAUACACGAUUCCGCCAUCGGUCACCUACGUUCAGAGCGGUCUUGGAUAUGGUCAUGGUCUUGGAUAUGGUCUCGGUAACUAUGGCUACGGACUCGGCUAUGGUCACGGUUAUGGAUAUGGUGGAUACUACCACUGAGUGGGAUUAAACCAAAGUCUGUCAAAAAGGAAUAAAUGCCUUCUUCAACGACAAGUUUGAUUGUAAACGGCUGGAAACACAGCCUACCGUACUGCCACAAACAUUGUCAUCGGCUUUGUACUUGAUGUUCAUAAUAUAUAUUUUCAUACAUUAA
Messenger RNA from Mycetomoellerius zeteki, 676 nucleotides. RefSeq names its product shematrin-like protein 1. The coding region runs from base 67 to 522 and encodes 151 amino acids. The record is from RefSeq and is a predicted model, not a curated record. NCBI's taxonomy places the organism in Eukaryota, Metazoa, Arthropoda, Insecta, Hymenoptera, Formicidae. The transcript is spliced from 3 exons.